CUUGGUUUGCGUCCUGGGCCGCUGGAAGCUGCCUGCUGUGCAUCGCAAGCCGCUGUCAGGUUCGCUGCUGCUGUGGAAAUGGGGGAGUACGGAGUUGAGCCAGGCCAGCGCGUGGCCAUCAUCUGGGACAGCUCCUCGCCGGUUGAAGCCCUGAAGGAUUUGGUGGAUAAAAUUCAGGUGCUGGUGGGAGCUGAUAAUCGUGUCUCUGUGGAAAACAUUAACCAGCUGUCUCAGUCGGCUCACAGGGAGUCCAGUUUUGAUGUAAUUCUCUCUGGCGUGGUACCAGGCAGUACGGCGCAGCACAGUGCGGAGGUACUGGCAGAAAUAGCUCGGAUACUUAAGCCGGGGGGCCGUGUCCUCCUGAAAGAACCAGUGGUUACAGAAUCAGGAAACAACAGCAGAAUCAAGACAGCAGCCAAACUCCCCACAGCUCUGACUCUCUCUGGGUUGGUGGAAGUGAAGGAGCUGCAAAAGGAAGCGUUGACCCCGGAGGAGGCCCAGUCGGUCCGAGAGCAUUUGGGUUACCAAGGCAAUGACCUUCUCAUUGUUCAGAUAGAAGGCAGGAAGCCCAAUUUCGAAGUGGGAUCCUCAAGUCAGCUCAAACUUUCCUUUGCCAAGAAACCCAGUCCUUCAGGAAAACCCUCUGUGGACCCAGCCACUGCCAAGCUGUGGACGCUCUCUGCCAAUGAUAUGAAUGAUGAAGAGAUGGAUCUUUUGGACUCUGAUGAGCUGUUGGAUUCAGAGGAUUUGAAGAAGCCAGAUCCAUCUUCCCUCAGAGCUCCAUCCUGCAAAGAAAUGGGCAAAAAGAAAGCCUGCAAGAACUGCACGUGUGGCCUGGCUGAAGAGCUGGAACAGGAGAAGAAGAGCUCACAGCCCAAAUCUGCCUGUGGAAAUUGCUACCUGGGGGAUGCGUUCCGCUGUGCCAGCUGCCCUUACCUGGGGAUGCCCGCCUUCAAGCCUGGGGAGAAGAUUCUCCUGAAAGAAAACCAGCUGCAUGAUGCCUAACGAAGACAUCUCUGGGUGUCCUGCGAAGGACUCCUCUGCUUUUCCAUCAGUCUGAGGUUCUCCCCGCAGUCCUCCUCAUCCUCUCCAACUCAUCCUCUCCGGCCAAUACUCCUCGUGGGGAAGGACGCUGUGGGCACUGACACCGCUGUGAGCUCAUCACUUGUAAUCAACCUUGGGCUACCUGAUAAUCUUUGGUGACAAGUGGUCUCGUGUGUAUUAGACUUCAUGUUAUGCCUUGUUUUAGCUGGCUUGACUUGAUACUGGGACGCUGGCCAUCACAGCGUGUCCCACCAGCAGAGGGAAGCAGAAUCAAGUGUCAGCUUGACCUCGUGUGCAUGUGGCAGGGCCCGUACUUCCCCGUGCCCCUGUGUACAGCUCUAAUUUGCCCUGAUUUUCCCUGAUGAAUCAGCAGCUCUGGCUCAGCUCUCAGGGUGACACUGGGCUCCUGCUCUCUUUGAAAUUUGAACCUGCAGUUCCUUACCGCGUGAAGGUGGCUCAGCAGCUCCUGUUGCAAGUCAGGACCAGUGAGUACACUUAGCAGUAUGUGAACUCCUUGGUAAAGUCUGGCAGGCGUGAUGAAUUUCCAAGUGUUUUGGGAGCCUGCCCGUGAUAUCCCCUGCCCCCACCUAUUUCCGUCAAAAUGACAAAGAUUCAGUCCCAGUGAGAAAACUCCCACCCUUAAGGCAGGGAGCAGAUUAAACAAGAUCUGUCUUGUCCUCCCACACUUUUCUGUCCAACAUGAACUGAUAAGACAAGGGCAAUCUGAGACUGUCGCCUCUCUUGGUGGUUACCAAGUGAGUUACCUGCAGUGUCCAAUAAGAACAUAGCAAUAACUUAAUUUCUAGAUGAUCUGUGGCCAGCAUCUGCUCCCGCUCCACGAGAUACUGACUACUCUUUAUUUAUUUGCGUAAUUACUGCUAGUGAAGCAUCCGCGCAGGUGCGGGAUGAGGGAGCUGGUCGCGUUCUGUGCCAGGCUUGCUUCUCACCCACGGAGGGAGAGGAGGAAAACCCAAAGCCAGUGUCUCAGCCGGGAUUGCUUUGUUUGGAGCUCUUGCUCGACAGGAUGCGACUGCUUGUUGUUGUGCUACCUAAGUUACACACUAAACUUGCGGAGGGAGCUGGGAUGAAAGGCUGUUCUGUCCUUGAAAUAAAAAUGACCAAUAGUAAAGUGUUUGUUUUAAGACUGGUA
Molecule: messenger RNA, 2194 nt
Organism: Gymnogyps californianus (California condor)
Lineage: Eukaryota; Metazoa; Chordata; Aves; Accipitriformes; Cathartidae
Gene: CIAPIN1
Product: cytokine induced apoptosis inhibitor 1
Exons: 9
Coding region: 79-1005 (308 amino acids)
Biological process (GO): iron-sulfur cluster assembly
Cellular component (GO): cytoplasm
Molecular function (GO): iron-sulfur cluster binding
Source: RefSeq, a predicted model, not a curated record